AUGUUUUUGAUGCGAUUCGGAAAGAAGGCCGCCAUCUCCUUGACAAUUUUUGCAUUGUCAUACGUUCCAUACAUUGGACGUCUGGUACUCCCGGCUGCCAGUUUCUACACCUUCAACUCCGUUGUAGGGCUCGGGCCAGCUGCCAUCGUUUUUGGCACAGGCUUAUUUCUACCACGAAGAUACUUGGUAGUCUUCCUACAAAGUUACUUUGCAUCAAGAAGUCUAAUGAGAGAACUCCUCGAGCCCUACUUCUCACGCAUCCGCUUCACCAAACAAGAAAAGAAACGUUGGUUCCACGAACGAGAAGGGAUCCUUUUCGGAUUCGGCGUCGGUUUCUACAUCUUCCAACGCAUUCCUCUACUCGGAGUUCUCAUUUACGGAAUCGCUGAAGCUUCCACUGCCUAUCUAAUCACCAAGAUCACAGAUCCUCCACCACCUCCAACGGAAAGUGAGGGGUUCGCAGCCAGUCAGCAGACAUGGAAGAAUAAGCAUGAGAUCUUGAAUUUGAAGCUUGCGGAUUUAGAUACGAGUAAGAUUACUAAACCUAUAUCGCAAGCAGCGAAUUCUACGUCGAGACCUGAAGCUACUUCGACGGGGAUUCCAUCGGAUGCACCGCCACCGUAUAGUGAUAUCCGGUCGAGAUGA
This is a messenger RNA of Hymenoscyphus albidus, 645 nucleotides long. The record is from the annotation of a GenBank genome assembly. NCBI's taxonomy places the organism in Eukaryota, Fungi, Ascomycota, Leotiomycetes, Helotiales, Helotiaceae.